This is a messenger RNA of Raphanus sativus (radish), 1452 nucleotides long. RefSeq names its product glyceraldehyde-3-phosphate dehydrogenase GAPA1, chloroplastic. The coding region runs from base 118 to 1326 and encodes 402 amino acids. Gene Ontology annotation, molecular function: glyceraldehyde-3-phosphate dehydrogenase (NAD+) (phosphorylating) activity; NADP binding; NAD binding. Gene Ontology annotation, cellular component: apoplast; chloroplast. Lineage: Eukaryota; Viridiplantae; Streptophyta; Magnoliopsida; Brassicales; Brassicaceae. The transcript has 5 exons. Gene Ontology annotation, biological process: glucose metabolic process. The record is from RefSeq and is a predicted model, not a curated record.
AAGUUAUCCAGAAUCUAAUCUCCUUUGCCUGCAACUCAUCAUUUUCUUUUACUAUAUUAACCACAUCUCUGUUUCAACACAUCUUUCUAGCAUCUGCUGCUACUUUGUGGUCACACCAUGGCUUCAUCAGCUGCUUUCUCUGUCCCCAAACCAUCUCUUCAGGGUUUCACUGAGUUCUCUGGACUGAGAAGCUCCUCUGCUUCUCUUCCCUUCGGCAACAAGAAACUUUCCUCUGAUGAGUUUGUCUCAGCCGUCACUUUCCAGACUUCUGCAAUGGGAAGCAGUGGUGGAUACAGGAAAGGUGUGACCGAGGCUAAACUAAAAGUAGCCAUCAAUGGCUUUGGUCGGAUCGGGAGGAACUUCUUGAGAUGCUGGCAUGGACGCAAGGACUCUCCCUUUGAUGUCAUUGCCAUCAACGACACUGGCGGUGUCAAGCAGGCUUCACAUCUCCUUAAGUAUGACUCCACUCUCGGUAUCUUUGACGCUGAUGUGAAACCUUCCGGAGACGCUGCUCUCUCUGUUGAUGGAAAGAUCAUCAAGGUUGUGUCUAACCGCAACCCUUCUCUUCUCCCCUGGAAGGAGUUGGGAAUAGACAUUGUCAUUGAAGGAACAGGAGUGUUUGUGGAUAGAGAAGGCGCAGGGAAACACAUUGAAGCUGGAGCCAAGAAGGUUAUCAUUACAGCUCCAGGCAAAGGAGACAUCCCAACUUACGUUGUUGGUGUCAACGCCGAUGCUUACAAUCCUGAUGAACCGAUCAUCAGCAAUGCUUCUUGCACUACUAACUGUCUUGCUCCCUUUGUCAAAGUUCUAGACCAGAAGUUCGGUAUCAUAAAGGGUACAAUGACAACUACUCACUCAUACACCGGUGACCAGAGGUUACUAGACGCUAGCCACCGUGAUCUAAGGAGAGCAAGAGCAGCUGCUUUGAACAUUGUUCCCACAUCUACAGGAGCAGCUAAGGCCGUGGCUCUUGUGCUCCCUAACCUCAAAGGAAAACUCAACGGAAUAGCUCUCCGUGUGCCGACACCAAACGUGUCAGUGGUUGAUCUCGUUGUGCAGGUCACCAAGAAGACUUUUGCAGAGGAAGUUAACGCUGCUUUCAGAGACUCUGCAGAGAAAGAGCUUAAAGGUAUCCUUGAAGUCUGCGAUGAGCCGCUUGUGUCAGUUGAUUUCAGAUGCUCGGAUGUGUCGUCCACCAUUGAUUCUUCACUCACUAUGGUGAUGGGAGAUGAUAUGGUUAAGGUGAUUGCUUGGUAUGAUAAUGAAUGGGGCUACUCACAGAGAGUUGUUGAUUUGGCUGACAUUGUUGCCAACAACUGGAAGUGAUUUGUAAUGAAACCUCAUGUUUUCUCCCUUUUUCUACAUUCUGAUUCUCAAAAUAUCGGUCAAGACUGUAUAAACUAUAGCCCUGAAUUGUGGAUUUGUAAUAAUGAUAAAACUCAUUUUAAACUU